UUUAUUCCCACUCUGUGUAUACUUAUUUUUCGACUUAUACAGCAGCUCGCCUGUGGUGGAAAUUCGGCUCUAUCUAAACGUUCUCGAGUUACUGCCUGAUUGAAAAUUGUAUGCUACCACCAAAUACAAAUACUCAAACAGUUUUUCUGAAACCACGUGCGCCAUUCAAACUGGCUGCCUUCAACGUUCGCACACUUAUGUAGAUCGGACAACAGAUAGGGCUGGCCAUGUCUUUGGAAAGUCUUAAUGUUGAUGUUUGUUGUCUAUCCGAGACCCGUAUUCAAGACUCUGGCGAAGUACUACAAAUUCGCUCUCCAUCUGUCGCUUCAAAAAGCCUGUUUUACGUGCGUUUAUCUGAGGACCCUGUGGCAUCUUCGUCUGGUCUUGCUGGCGUUGGUGUCGCACUAAGCCCUAGAGCUGAGGCAGCACUAAUCGAUUCGAUCCCCAUUAACAGUCGGUUAUGUGCUGUCAGAUUAGAAAGUUCCAUCAAAGUGAGAAGAAAUCGGCGUGAGAAACGAUGUCUUUUCGUCAUCUCCGCCUAUGCUCCGACACAUUGCAGCCCGGAUGCAAUCAAGGAUGAAUUCUACCACCAAUUAUCUGUUCUCCAGAAAGUGCGUUCGACAGAAAUUGUAGUACUAGCCGGAGACUUGAAUGCUCAGGUCGGGCGUCUAGGCACAGAAGAGAAUCGUUUAGGUGGCCGAUGGGGACUUGUUGGUCGCAGGACAGAUAACGGGGACCGUCUAGUGCAACUGUGUACAGACCACAACCUGUUUCUGGCUAGCACUAAUUUUCGGCACAGUCAUCGCCGAUGUGCCACCUGGCAUCCUCCCUCUGCAUCUCAAGCCUGGACUCAGAUUGAUCACAUCGCGAUCAGCUACCGCUGGCGUGGUUGUGUACAAGACUACCGCUCAUUUUGGAGUACCUAUCUGGACUCUGACCAUGCCCUGGUCUGCGCCAAUCUUACUUUACUUUUCAGUGGCCAACGAAGUGACCGCCACCGACGGAUUGAUGUUAGCAAGCUGGUUGCAACUUCUGUUGCUAGUAAGUAUCGAACCGAGCUAGCCUCUAGGCUAGCUACCACUCCACCGAAAAGUAUAGAUGAGCAUUGGUUGCAAUUGCAUGACGCCAUGAAAAUGGCGGGUACAGCCAGUUGUGGGUUCGCGAAACGUCCCUCUUAUAAGCACUGGGUUUCUGCAGGUUCCUUACAACUCAUUGAAGCCCGUCGGUCUACUCCGGGUGACCGUGAGUUUGACCAUAAACGAAGGAUGUUACGUAAGGAAAUUGGGCAAAGCUUGCGUAAGUACUGAGAAGCCUGGUGGUCGGAGCGUGCUAAUGAACUGGAA
Molecule: messenger RNA, 1343 nt
Organism: Schistosoma guineensis
Lineage: Eukaryota; Metazoa; Platyhelminthes; Trematoda; Strigeidida; Schistosomatidae
Source: the annotation of a GenBank genome assembly